Paramecium octaurelia is the source of this 2944-nucleotide messenger RNA. Lineage: Eukaryota; Ciliophora; Oligohymenophorea; Peniculida; Parameciidae. The record is from the annotation of a GenBank genome assembly.
GCUACACUUAGUUCAUAUGAACGAAGCAAUCAAAAUUUUUGUGAGAAUGAGACCUCCUCUUUAAAAUGAAGAUGAAGAAGCUUGGAAGAUCUAAAAAGAAACAAACACUAUUAUAUCGCUACCUAGAGACCCUCAAACAACUCGAAGAUAUGCCGAUGCGUUCUAUAAUUACCAAUUCACUUUUGGUAUAAUUCCUUGUUUAAUAUAGACAAGAUCUUUUCAAAUGAAGAUAAAAAUGAAGAUAUUUAUAAGCAUUGCAAAUAGCUUUUGAACUACACUUUAUAAGGAUUCAAUUCCAGUCUCUUUCUCUAUGGAUAAACCACUUCUGGUAAAACUUACACCAUGCUUGGAGAUCAAGAAAACCCUGGUUUAUUGCCAUACACACUACUUGAUUUAUUUAAGGAAUGUUAAUUGCCAAUCGCUAUUAGUUAUAUUGAAAUAUACAAUGAACAAGUUCAAAAUUAUAUAAUUUAUAGAUUAAUGACCUAUUAUAGUAAGGUGCCACAAACCUAAAAAUGUAGGACAUUAAUGGACAAGCCUUUGUUAAUUAGUUAAGAAUUUAGCAGGUGGAGAAUUUCGAUGAUGCUUUGUCUUUGUUAUGUGAUGGAGAAGAGUAGCGUAUGUAUAGAGAAAGAUAAAUUCAUGAGCAUUCUUCGAGAUCCCAUACCAUUUUUCAAAUAUUAGUUUAACACGAAUCGCACACUUCAACUUUAAGUCUUGUCGAUUUAGCUGGUAGUGAAAGAUUAAACGAAGAGGAUGCCUCAGAUGAAACAGCAUAUAUAAAUAAAAGUUUGUUUGUUUUGAGCAAUGUUAUCAACAAGCUUGCUGAAGGCAAAAAAUCACACAUUCCUUAUAGAGAUUCAAAACUCACCCGAUAUUUAUAAAAUUCUUUGGGUGGGAAUUCAUACACUACUAUCAUUUGUACUUUGUCUCCUGCUUCUAUGAACUUUUAUUAAACUCUGUCCACAUUAAGGUUUGCAUAGAGGGCAAAGAAGGUUGAAAACAAGAUUUUUAAGCAAGAAUCUUUGAGUAAGGCUGGACUGAUAGAGGCCUUAUAGAAGGAACUAAAUGAUUUAAAAGUAGAAAGGGACUAGCUAAAAAUAUAAUUACUAUAAUAGUAAUCCAAUAACACCUUUGAUUAAAUAAUAGAUGUUUUUAUUUAAUACAUAGCCUUAUAAGUUCAUGAUAAAUAAAAGUUUAUUGAGGAUACAAAUAUCCUUAAAGAAGUUUAUAAUCAAUAGCAUAAAUAGUUAAUUCAAUCUUUAUACAAUUAAAUUAUGCAAAUGUGUUAGGACUGCAAUUUACCAAAGGGACUAAACAACCCUUUGAGUAAUUAAACACAAAAAGUAUUUGUGUAGUAAUUUAAAGAGUUGAUUAAUAAAUAAUUGUAGGAAGAAUCCAUUUUCAAUAAUGUCUAUGUUUAAUCAAUAUUGAAUCCACAAUCUGACUUUCAAUCAUAUUAAACUUAAUAAUUAAUGCCAAUUUUAGAGUCUGCCUUUCAAGAAGCAAUGAAUGCAUUAUAAAAUAAGCUAAAUGAAAUAACAUCAGUGGUUUAGAAUAUAGGAGAAUUAUCAUAUCAAAAUUAGAAGAUAAUUGAUGAUAAAAGUUUGAAAAAGUAUUUUGAAAUAGUUAAUAAUGAAUAUAAUUGGAUGAAACAGUGUAAAUUCUAAUUAAAUGAACAAUUUAACAAAAAAACUUAAGUGCUAUAAUAAGCUUUUAACAAUGUCUCAAAAAAUCUGAAUGAUUCUCGCUAUUCUUUAAAUAGUAGUAAAUAAUAGUAAUAAUAAUAAUAAUAAUAACAAUAAUAAUAAUAAUAAUAAUAACAAUAAUAAUAAUUAUAGAAUAUUACUAACAUUAUUAAUCCUAAUAUUAGAUAAUCUACAAAUACACCAAAAUUUACAGAAAGAGAUAAAACAGCAUUAUUUGUUUGGGGAUCUGGUAAAGAUGGUCGACUUGGAACUGGUUCUUUAGCCAGUUAGCCAAUACCAUAUAAAAUAUAAAUUUAAAAUCUUUCAUACAUAUCAUGUGGGUAUUAUCAUUCUGCUGCAAUUAAUAUAGAAUAAUAAUUGUUUAUUUGGGGGAAGAAUUAUGAUUUAACUCCCCAAAAGCAACCUUAAUUUAAUAGUAUCGUUCAAGUAGCUUGUGGAUGUCAGCAUACUUUGAUUUUAGAUUCAUUAGGAUAAGUAUUUUCUUGGGGAAUAGGAGACGAAGGACAAUUAGGAAAUGAAUCCUACUUUAAUUCUGAUGAACCUGUUAAAAUUUUGGAUAAGAUUAUUUAUAUAGAGGCCAGUAGAUCGCACUCGGCAGCAAUCAAUAAGGACAACCUCUUUUAUAGUUGGGGAUCGAAUAUAGAUUAUAGACUUGGAUUAGAAGAGAAAAAAAACUAUAAUGUUCCAACAAGCACUGGAAUCAAAGUAAGUAAAAUAUCGCUAGGAACGAAUCAUUCAGCAUUUAUAAGACAGGAUGGGAUAGUGUUUACAACUGGGAAUGGGUAAUAGGGCUAGCUGGGAAAUAAAAUUAAUUCUGAUUGUUAUUUGAAUUUAUAAUUAGACAUGAAAGCCGUUGAUGUUGUUUGUGGAGAAGAUAUCACUUUAUUCAUUAAUAACAAUGGCGAUGUUUUUAGUUGUGGGAAGAAAAGCAAUGGAAAUUUAGGACAUCUGAUGUCCACCAUUCCUGCAUUCUUACAAACGCCAAAACAAAUUGAAGGGUUGUCUAAAAUCAAGUAGAUAAGUGUUGGUAAAAGGCACUGUUUAGCAAUAUCUUCUUGUAAAUAAGUCUGGGGAUGGGGUUUCAACUUUUUUGACCAGUUAGGUUUGGGAGAUAAAAACAGAUUCAUUGAAUAGUACUAAAUUUUUCUAUAAAUAGGCCUAUUAAGUUGGAUCUUUAGGAUGUAAUUUAGGUGUCUUGUGGAGAGUACCAUUCUUUGGCUUUAUGCUAAACCUGA